Molecule: messenger RNA, 2441 nt
Organism: Pecten maximus
Lineage: Eukaryota; Metazoa; Mollusca; Bivalvia; Pectinida; Pectinidae
Exons: 13
Coding region: 58-1161 (367 amino acids)
Biological process (GO): signal transduction
Molecular function (GO): SH3 domain binding
Source: RefSeq, a predicted model, not a curated record
CUAUUUUUUUGUGUUCGGGUUUCAGGUUUUCACAUCUGAUGCAAAAUGUAAGCUUUAAUGAUGAGUGACGGGUCAGAUAGCAGUGAUACAGGGAAUUUAAGGGAAAUAAAGUUCUUAUCAACAAUAGGAGCUAAAGACUUACUAAAGCUCGGACAUGUAUCAAAGAGCGGGUGGCUGAAGAGGAAGACACAGCGUGGAUCACAGCGACUGUCGAUUGGCGCUAUUGCAUGGAGGACCUUGUACUGCUGUAUAGCAGAGGAGUGUAUGUACCACUUUGAAUCAAAUACAUCGAAGAAUCCGAAGACAGCUUUUCCACUUACAGGGUAUAACAGGCUGUGUCGGCUAGAUAAUCAACAGCGAGACCAUUGUUUCGAGAUACAGCCCCCAUUAGGAGACAACUUGCUGAAGACGUAUAUGUUCUCAUGUGCCAAUGCUGAUGACAUGCUGGACUGGAUGAGGAGUAUAUACGAUGCUCUGCUUGUAGGAAAUUACCAGUUGCCUCCCGAUAAACACGUGCUAAUCAAGUUUGGACACUCGGAGACAGAGAAGCCUGUUUUGAUGGAAAGUCCAACCAGCGGAUACACCAACAUAGACAAGUUAAAGGAGGAUAAGACAAAGAAAACAAAACCGAAAGUUGACCGCUACAAUCCCUGGGGACAAAUAUUCGAUGGGUCCACUCCAAAGGAAACGUCUGGUGGAAAAAUGAAUAAAGAAACGAAGCAGAAGAAGGAGCCUACGAUGGAAAGUGAUGAGCACGUGUAUGUAAAUGAGGCUGAAACAAGACAUUAUGUCAAUCAACGUGGAACUGUGGAUGAUGAGGAAGAAGGCGACGAUGAGGUUGCGGAGGAGGAGGAGGAGGAGGAGACAGAGAUGGAGGACUACCUGUUUGAUAGUUCUGACGGCAACGCUGCCCGAGCGCAUCUGAAGGACAAAGUGAUACAGACGUUCCUGGUACGCAACUCGAGGGAACCAGGGAGGAAGAUUUUGGUGGUUAAAAGAAGGGAUGAAUGCAAACAACACGUCAUUAACAUAAGGGAGGACAUUUAUUGCAUAGAGGCAGCAGCCCAGUUCAGAAGCCUGAAUGAACUAAUUGAAUAUUACAAAAAUAAUGAGUUAUGUGGUUCUUGUAUUGGCAACGGCUACAAAUUCUACGAAUGUUGAGUGAUAGACUUCAUAAAGAAACAUUAUUGGGUUCUUGUCUUGGUCACGAGUAUUCGUAAACGAGGAUUGUUGUAUUUGCCUCGACAACGAAUACUCAUUUUAUAAUAAUGGACUAUACAGUGUUAUACAUUUGUACUUUUCGGGACAUAUUCUGCUGUGAGCCUGGUGAAAUGGGCUGUUUUUUACAUACAUAUGUAAACAAAUGUACACAUGCAGAUAAUGUGUUUUUUUAAAUUUCCCAUGGUGCAAUCGAAUUUUAUAUCCCUGUAAAUACGAUAGUAUUUCCCAUUUUAUAUCUGCGAUGAGUAUUUAGAUGAUUGACACAUUUACAUCACCAUACUUGUUAGCAACCAAUUUACGUACCUUAACACUCAAAUCAUGACCGCGGAUACUAUGCGAAUUUUCAGUCUCUUAAAGUAAACACUGGUGCUUUUAUCUUAAAAUAUUUCAAUAAUCUUUUGGAAUGUUUUAAAAGUUUCCGUUAAAAGGGCAUUCCUUCGUUUGAAUACAGUUUAGAUCGUCAAAAUUAAACUUACUGGAAAAUAUAUAUUUUAUCCAAGUAGUAAAAGUUAUAGUCUUUAAGUUAAUAAGGCAGUUUUACUAUCAAUAAAAACCGAAGUUCUUCGAGUAUUAAGUCCUGACAAUUCUUAAUUCGACCCGAAGUAUCAGUUAUUACCCCAAAGACUUACAGUAUUUGCAUACGAAACGCCUUUUUCUUGUAGGCACAAACACCAUAUAAUAAUCGUUCGGAUAUAGAUUUCACCAAUAAAAGUUGUGCUUGUUUCUGAUGUCCGAAAGAAGGAAUGCCCCUUUAAAGUUCCUUAUCGUUUCCGCAGAUUUUGAUAAUUUAUCGCUACCCAUAACUACAUUGUUUGUCGACAUGUACAUGUUUCCAGGAUGCAAAAUACGUGCGUAGAUCUAUAUUGAUUUGUGUUUUUUCACAGAUGAGUAUGAACAAUGGUAUUAUCAUUGUCUACUGUUGUGUUGUGUAUAGCACUAUUGUAACAUAGUCUAAGAUGUUACUUUAUGGGAGUACUUUGCUAAAGCCCACUCUAUGCUUUUAUAUGAUAUGGGUGUGGUUAUAGUCUUAACUUGUGUUGUUACAUAUUUAUUUUGAAAACGUAUUCCAUUAACUGCUAUAAAAGUACUAUAAUUGAUGUAUUGUCCUUUUAGAGUAUAAUUGUCGCUAGUGUUUCUGUAUUCUAUAAAAUAGAAUUUACAUAGUGAUAGUUAUAGUACAUUAUCAUACAGAAUAUAAACAAAUAAAAACAAUAAAGGUC